AUGGUGUCGCCGGUUGCUAAGCAGACAUGGGCAAUAUCUGCAGUCCUCAUCAACAUGUUAGCUCAAGGCAUGAUGUUAAGCUACCCCUCCAGUCUGCUGCCAGGAAUCCAGGCCGCAGACUCCGACAUAAAAGUAGAUUUAAAUACAGCAUCUUGGCUAGCUUCAAUGGUUGGACUGGCCUCAAUCCCUGGCUUUCUUGUAUCGUCUAUCCUCAUGGAUUGGGUAGCCAAUUUGGGUUGUACACCAAUUCCUCUAGCUUUAUUAGGUGAAGUGUUACCAUUAGCUCAUAGAGGUUCUGGAUCAGCUGUUGCAGGUCUUGUAAUGUCUCUCAUCAUGGUGGUAGCACUCCAAAUUACACCAUAUUUACUCGAAAGUGUCAAAGUUUAUGGUACAUUCACUGUAUUCGGAUCAGCUAUGGGCUUAAGUCUAGUGACGCUUUAUUUUAUACUGCCUGAGACAAAAGACAGAACUUUGCAGGAGAUUGAAGAUUAUUUCAAUUACGGAAGAUUUAGGAACGAGGAAGAGCCAAGUAAUAACAAAGAAGAUGUAAAGAUGAAAAUGAUUAUUUGA
This is a messenger RNA of Parnassius apollo (apollo), 570 nucleotides long. NCBI's taxonomy places the organism in Eukaryota, Metazoa, Arthropoda, Insecta, Lepidoptera, Papilionidae. The record is from the annotation of a GenBank genome assembly.